Molecule: messenger RNA, 2217 nt
Organism: Fundulus heteroclitus (mummichog)
Lineage: Eukaryota; Metazoa; Chordata; Actinopteri; Cyprinodontiformes; Fundulidae
Gene: fam3a
Product: FAM3 metabolism regulating signaling molecule A
Exons: 10
Coding region: 287-979 (230 amino acids)
Source: RefSeq, a predicted model, not a curated record
UGGCGUUUGACAUAUCCGGAAGUAAUACACACCGUAUGACAACAUUUUCCCCCAUUCUCGCCGACAGCGCCGUGCAUAAAACGCUGACUGGAACUUCGUACCUAAGUUUCUUUUUCUCUAGGAUGUGUUUAUCGUUCUCAAUGAAGAAACUGCGCAGAAAGCAUUAAAAGUCCGGCGCAAAGGGCAGGAGCAGAUUCAUUGGUACGCCCAUACGCCGUAGGAAAGGAGACAAGCUAAGUCAACGCUCACCUUAGGAGUAGAUAAAGUGGGUCUGAGACGGUGAAUCAUGAGACUGACAGGCCCCCUGCGAGGUGUGGUGGUGCUGCUCCUGGUGGGCUUCACCUGGCUGCUCGCAAGCGCGUUGUUCGGAGGAGAGAACAGUCUAUCUGUGCGAAACAUCUUCUCUGGCACUAAAGAGGAACCAACCCAGUCUGAACUGCGUCCACGGAAAUACAAAUGUGGACUUUCAGCCCCCUGCCCUCCAAAGCAUUUGGCUUUCCGUCUGGUGUCUGGAGCUGCAAAUGUCAUUGGCCCCAAAAUCUGCUUGGAGGACAAGAUGUUGUUGAGCAGCGUGAAGAACAACGUCGGCAGGGGACUUAAUAUAGCUUUGGUGAACGGGGUGACAGGCGAGCUAUUGGAGACAAGAACCUUCGAUAUGUGGGCAGGAGACGUGUCUAACUUAUUGAAGUUCCUACGGCCCCUUCAUGAAGGAACCCUGGUGUUUGUUGCUUCCUUUGACGAUGCUGCUACAAAAAUGAAUGAUGAGUCUAGGCGCCUGUUUGAGGAGCUUGGCAGCACAGCUGUGAAGGAGCUGGCCUUUAGAGACAGCUGGGUGUUUGUGGGAGCCAAGGGGAUAGAGAAUAAGAGCCCCUUUGAGCAGCGCAUGAAGAACAGUAAGGGAAGCAACAAGUACGAAGGCUGGCCCGAGUCCCUGGAGAUGGACGGAUGUAUUCCCUUACGGCCGCCCCUCGAAGGUUAAUUCUGCUUCGACUAGUCUCUCAGACGUCACGGCGACGCCUGACGUCUCAGCGGGGAAACAAAGUGACUGUUAGAAGGCCACGGAGCGUCUAAAUACCUAAAACUCUUCACAGGUUCCAUAAAUAAUAUUGUGUUUCCCCUGCUUUGGAAAAAGGAGUGAACUGAAUGUACAGAUUAUUUUUGAGCUGGAACCAGUUUGUAGAGGAUUCCACACACUAAGCUUGCCUAAGCUGCUUUUGAGCUGAAGAAAUGUUCCAGAAACAGUGAAAAUUAUGUCAAGGUAAGGAAAUCUUGAUAUAACUGGUUGAUGACCAAAGCGUACCUUUGAUGAGUGAAUAAUAUAUCUUGAUUUAAAUGUCCAAUGCCGUUAUAGAGAAAUCUAAUUUACCUGUAGGAUGUGUAUUCUGAGUUUGAGCAAGUGAACUCGGUUGAACAUUUGCACAUUAGGAUAAAUUAGAUCUGGUUCCUAAUCAGAAAGAACGUGGGGGUUCUGUGUCAUUAGCAUAGGGUCUGUGGAUAGAUUUAAUGUUUGCAUAUUUAAAUGCAGUAUCGUAAUAUAAGACAUAUUCUAAUAAAGCUGUUCUGCCUGGCGAUAACUGCCAUACUAUCUAUGGAACUUGAUGCACCAGUGGUUGCCUACAUGUUUACAGAUUUCUUUGGCCUUAACAGACAUAUAUAAACAGAUGAAGACUAUUUAUUUCUAAUUUUUCUACACGCAACUCAAGUUUAGAUUUUUACGUUCGCCUUGAAUGCUUUCAUAGUCUCAGGUCCACAAAUAUUUCCCACUGAGUGCUUUUCAAGCUUUUGCAGGUGGUCGAGUGUUUUUUUUUUUUUUUUUUUUUUCUAAAUGAAUGUAUUCUCUUGGCGUCGUGCAAGCAUAGUAGAGAGAAAAUGUGACUAAUGAACUUGUUUAAUUGUUUGACUAGAAGUACAUUUUAAAAUACUUUGUCUGCAGUUCGUUAAGUUAAAUUUGUGCAAAUACAUUUGUAUAAAAAAAACAUUAAAGUUUGUGUUGCACUGUGAUAUCAACAACGGGGGAAAAAAUCCAAAUUUGUCUUUUUUUUAUUCCCUUCAAUCAGGAUUAGAUUUCCACCAGGGGGCGACAAAGGUUCAAAUGUGACGGGGGUCAUCCAGUUUAUUCUGCUCAAGGCAUUUGCUUUUCUAAGCAUCUGUUCUGGUGGGGAGGAAAGCUGUGCAGUGACUUUGGAAUAUUUCUGAUUAAAAAGAAAAAUAACCACA